GUAGUAUAAAUCAAUUUUUUUUAAAAAAUAUUUAUAUAGAAUUUUAUUUGACCGAUGAUUAAAUUAUGAAUUAAUUAAAAUUACAAAAGGUUAAAAGCGUAAUCAUCAUUUUUGUCCCAAGUGUCCAGCACCAAUAUGAAACGAUACGACGAGCAGCUGGGCGCGAACCCCGCUGGCCAUUUUUCAUGGCAACUCUUCUAUUGCUCCCCGGUAACUCAACUCGCUAAUCACCUAACAGCCUACUACAAUGUCCUUUUAUGGCAAAGCGACGCCUCAUGGCAGAACCCCUACUCUCUCUUCUCUAUUCAGCUCCCCAUUUCACCAACUCAGCAACAUCCUCCUCGUGGCCUCGCUUGCGAAAACCCUUGCGAAGUCCGGCACCCGCAACCUCGACCCCGAUUCAACACCUAUCACUGAGUCUCUCGUCCUCCAAAUCCUACGCAGGAACUCCCUCGAUCCUUCCAAAAAGCUCGACUUCUUUCGAUGGUGUUCGUCUCUCAGGCCAAACUUCAACCCCCCCCCGUCCCCCUAUUCUCACAUGUUCCGUACUGUUUGCCGUGCUGGACUUCUCGAGGAAGUCCCUAGUUUGCUGGGUUCGAUGAGAGAAGAUGGUAUCGUCGUUGAUUCUGGGACUUUCAAGACUUUACUUGAUUCUUUUACUCGGUCGGGUAAGUUUGAUUUUGCGCUUGAGAUUCUUGAUUACAUGGAGGAGUUGGGGACUAGCUUGAUCCCGAAUCUGUAUGAUUCGGUUCUUGUUGCUUUGAUUAGGAAAAACCAGGUGGGUUUAGCUCUGUCUAUAUUUUUUAAGCUUUUAGAGACUUGUGAUAACGGCGGGGACAACUGUGAUUUGGCUGGUGGUCCAUUUCCUGGUUCGAUGGCGUGAAAUGAGUUGUGUGGGCUGAGAAAAGCAUAUAUGAAGGCAGAAUUCAAGGUGGUAUUUGAAUUGAGGGAAAGAAGGGGUUUGAAAUUUGAUACUUGGGGUUACAAUAUAUGUAUUCAUGCGUUUGGUUGUUGGGGUGAUCUGGGUACUUCUCUGAAUUUAUUUAAAGAGAUGAAGGAGAAGAGUUUGGUUUCUGGGUCAGUUGGCCCUGAUUUGUGCACCUAUAACAGCCUCAUUCACGUCCUGUGCUUGGUUGGGAAGGUGAAAGAUGCUAUGAUUGUGUGGGAGGAACUGAAAGUAUCUGGUCACGAGCCUGAUGCAUUCACAUACAGAAUAAUUAUCCAAGGAUGCUGCAAAGCAUAUCGAAUGGAUGAUGCAAUGAAAAAUUUUAGCGAGAUGGAGUGUAACGGGUUUGUUCCAGAUACCAUUGUGUAUAACUCUCUUCUGGACGGAAUGUUCAAAGCAAGGAAGGUUGCGGAAGCAUGCCAAUUGUUUGAGAAAAUGGUUCAGGAUGGGGUUAGGGCCUCUUGUUGGACAUAUAACAUUCUGAUUGAUGGAUUGUUUCGGAAUGGAAGGGACGAGGCUGGAUACACCCUGUUUUGUGACUUGAAGAAGAAGGGGCAGUUUGUAGAUGCUGUGACCUACAGCAUUAUUGUGGUAAAACUAAGCAGGGAGGGGCUGCUCGAGGAAGCUUUGCAGCUAGUCGAAGAGAUGGAGGCUAGGGGUUUGGCAGUUGAUUUAAUCACAAUAACGUCGCUCUUGAUUGGGUUUCAUAAAAAGAGGAGAUGGGAUUGGACUGAGCAACUCAUGAAACACAUUAGAGAUGGCAAUCUAGUGCCUAGUGUUCUCAAGUGGAAAGCCAAUAUGGAAGCUUCAAUGAAGAGUCCACAGAACAGGAGAAAUGAUUAUACCUCAAUGUUCCCUUCUAAAGGUGAUUUUAGUGAGAUUAUGAAUCUUUUAGGUUGUUCAAAUCCAGAUGUUGACACCAAGCAUGACGUGGAAGAUGGUGGAAUUGACAAUGAGGAGCCAUCAUCGAAGGAAGGGGAUCAGUGGUCAUCAUCCCCAUAUAUGGAUCAAUUGGCAAAGCAAGUGAAAUCCAGUCACUUCACUGCAGCAUUAUUUUCUCUAAAAAGGGGACGAAGGGUUAAAGCAGAAGGGAUGGAUUCUUUCGAUGUUGAUAUGGUGAACACCUUCUUGUCCAUAUUUUUGUCCAGGGGUAACCUGAGCUUAGCUUGUAAGUUGUUUGAGUUAUUCAGAGAUUUAGGUGUUGACCCCACGUGUUACACUUACAACUCUAUGAUGAGUUCAUUUGUGAAGAAAGGCUAUUUCAAUGAGGCAUGGGGAGUGCUCAAUGAAAUGGGGGAGAAGGUUUGCCCAGUGGAUAUAGCAACAUACAAUGUGAUAAUCCAAGGCUUGGGAAAAAUGGGGAGAGCAGACCUAGCAAGCGCUGUUCUGGACAAGUUAAUGAAGCACGGUGGUUAUCUUGACAUAGUCAUGUACAACACCCUGAUUAAUGCUCUGGGCAAGACUGGCCGAGUUGAUGAAGCAAACAAGCUAUUUGAACAGAUGAAAACGGGGAUAAAUCCUGAUGUUGUUACUUAUAAUAUCCUCAUAGAAGUUCAUAGCAAGGCUGGUCGACUAAAGGAGGCAUAUAAAUUCUUAAAAAUGAUGUUGGAUGCAGGCUGCUCUCCCAACCAUGUCACUGACACCAUUUUGGAUUAUCUGGGACAGGAGAUGGAGAAGCUGAGAUAUGAGAAGGCAUCAAUCAUAUGCACUCGUAAGAAUGAUUCUUCUUGAAAGGUUUUAGAAGAUACAGUUGUUUUCAGGUAAAUCAGCAGCCAUUGUAUAAUGAUCACAUGAUGGGUAAAAUCCUGUACUUCUAAACUGGACUUUUUAGCUGCAGUCAAUGGCUUGCCAAGAAAGAUACAGACAGAUGACUCCCCCGAGUGAACUUUUCUUCAAAUUACUUUCUACUGUUAAGAUCAUAAGCUCCAAGGCAAUGCAAACUCUAUCAAAAUCUCUUAUCCAGAAGAGCCUAAAAAUGUGUAAGAUAGAACUCCAGCAGAACAUGCAGCCAUCUGAAUUCAGGAUGAAAGCCAUUAGCAAAGAAUCUCAUGGCUUCAUGAAGAAACUAGAUUAAGAGCAAAUCAAGGGUUAUUAUCUUGUCUGAUAAGGAUUUCAUGCAUCACAAAUCAGAAGCAGAAAGUGUUCAUGAAGAAAAACCUGAGAAUUGUUUGGACAAUGUUAUUGGGGAUGCUGAUGUGGAGAAGAGAAUCUACAAAAUAAGAUUUAGAAGAUGCAAAUUUGCAAAACUUCAAUUGUAUGCCAGGAGCUAGUGAUAUUGGUGAGGAUAACAUGGAUAUACUGGAACAGCUUAAGAAACUCGACGGAGUCUCAUCCAGAGAAUACAGGUAGUCAGGAAUCUGAAAUUAACAAAAAUUUCAAUCAGGAUGAAAUGACAACAAAGCAGCAAGUAGUGUGGAUGGUACCAAGACUGAUUCCACGAAUCCAUCAGCUUCUAAAGAUGGAGCGCAGCAGAAUGGGAGCCCUAUUGGAACAUUGAGCUUUGGUAAAGCAUUGGUAAAAUUGGGUCGACAAACUAUCCUUAAGGAUCUUGUUUGCAGAAGAGAAUGGAGGUUUCGUAACCAUUGGAAGAUUCAGUUGCAGAUAAAGAAUGUGAAAAUUUGGUGUCCUGAAUUCUCAGAGGACUUGAUAUAAUACAAAAUUAGUUGCUACAAGGGUGCAAGUGGAAAUGGCAGGAUGCAUUUGAUUAAGACCAUUGCAAGUUUGAGGCCUUCAGUUCGAAUUUCAGGAAGCCCUACUACGUAUCCAGUUGUUCUAUAUUAUUAUGCUCGGGUUUAAGUGAGCAGGAGAAAGAUUUUCCACUUCCGUAUAUAACAUAACUUAUAAGCAAUCAGAACCAUUUUCAGAGGAAACUCAGAACGAACCAGUCAAGAAAAAGAAGAAAGUGCGGUUCAGCUCAUGUCUAGCAAUGCAAGAGAAAAGAGAAAACAUACCAGCCAGUGAACCAAGAAGCCAAAGCUCCCCAGUCAUUGCCACAGAGCUUUGAGCUCCAGAAGUAGAGUCCACCAGAAGUUGGGUACGCAGAGCAAAUUUCAGCCAUUGAUAGUCCCACCAUCAUCGUCAUCAUCCCAAUUAUGGGCCACCCCCAUAUCAUCGUCACAGUCCCACCAUAUGUCAGCCCCGUGCCGUACAUUGUCGUCAGCCCUGUGAUCACAGACACGAUUGAGAAGGUAACUGAGAAAUUCCCUAUUGCCCUGCACAGCACCCACAACAUAACCAAUCUCCGAGUUAUAUAUAGAGACGCAGAUACACAUAUAUACGUUUAUAUGAGCUGGUGUGGGGAAGUAGAAGAGAAAA
This is a messenger RNA of Carica papaya (papaya), 4261 nucleotides long. RefSeq names its product Tetratricopeptide repeat (TPR)-like superfamily protein. NCBI's taxonomy places the organism in Eukaryota, Viridiplantae, Streptophyta, Magnoliopsida, Brassicales, Caricaceae. The record is from RefSeq and is a predicted model, not a curated record. Gene Ontology annotation, molecular function: protein binding.